UGCAGGUGUGAGCGCGACUCCACGAGAAUCAGCGGUUCAGUCACUACUACGAAUUAUAGGGGGGAGUUAGCGUUCAAUCAUUGCUGCGAAUCCCAGGAUCAGAGACUUAAGCACUGCUACGACGGAGACUGUGCCCGAUCCCAGUUGGACUCCGAUAAUACCAUAUUCAAUCAGUCAGGCACCGUUGAGCUAUAGAAAGGACGACCACCGGUGGACUGGCAGAACAAUCCGAAUGAUAGUAACGAGGGUUGCUGUGUGAUAGUCAGGAAUGGGGGAUGUGUUUGAGAUGAUAACUUGCCGAUCUUCGGGAAUUUCCUCGACACAACCGUCAGCUGCCUUGCGAACGAGGCAUCUUGAUCGAGUUAAACAUGGGAGGUCUACCCUUUACCAAAUUCCUCACGCUCCGACGAGAACCAGCCCUUUCUUGUAUUACACACCCGACAGUCCCAAGACUGGAGAGAGACAUAGAUGUCUUGACCCUGUCCUGCAGCAGGUCCAGACACUUCAAUUUGGAUAUCGAGGGACUGUCGAAUACCAUCUCAGAUGCAAACCUUUGGACUUUGUAAUCGCUUACCAGUGGACGUAUACAACACCCUCCUCGCAAGCCACAGGAGUCUGCAGGAUUACCUCGGUAUCCCGGGAAAUUAUAGUCGGAGCAAUAUUUGUGAGAGAUUCUGCAGAAAGACAGGCGUAUGAAAUAGACGCAUUCUUCCAUGUGAAAAGACAGGUGAUGUCCAAUGUAAUAUAUCUAGGCGCAGGGAUGCAUAUAUCCUAUGGAAAACACUGCAAAGUGAGCUGACUUGAGCCAAUAGGUCUACCACGUUGAGCCGGAAUUUAAUAAUAUCUUGCAGAUCCGUCGUUCUGCACGGAGCACUGCUUAAUUGCGGGUUUUAUGUGGUUGGCAGGUCGACAAAGUGACAUGGAUGCCACUAGUGGAAACAGCAAUGGAAUGGCUUUAAACUAUAUGGCUCAUGUGGUCAAAUAAUUGGUCAACAGUCCUUCUG
Messenger RNA from Penicilliopsis zonata CBS 506.65, 1004 nucleotides. RefSeq lists its product as hypothetical. The record is from RefSeq and is a predicted model, not a curated record. Lineage: Eukaryota; Fungi; Ascomycota; Eurotiomycetes; Eurotiales; Aspergillaceae. The coding region runs from base 269 to 799 and encodes 176 amino acids. The transcript is spliced from 2 exons.